AGCGGCGCCCUGCGCUUCGCCGACUUUGAUGUCACGCGCCAGGCGUUUCUGCGCCGGCCGGCCGUGGCGGCGAUUGUCAAUCUCAAGCCCAUUGUGCCGGGACACGUGCUUGUCAUUCCCGCCACGCCGUGCGCUCGGCUCGCCGACUUGCCCGCUUCAGUGCGGCCUGCCUUCUGGCAGACAGUGCAUGAGGUGGCCGACGUCGUCAAGCAGCGCUACGGAGGCACUAGCUUGACGCUUUCGGUGCAGGACGGACCCGAGGCGGGCCAAUCAGUGCCUCAUCUGCAUGUCCAUGUGCUGCCGAGGAGAAGCGGCGACUUUACGCCCAACGACGAGAUCUACGAGCAUCUCGAGCGCUUC
Messenger RNA from Tilletiopsis washingtonensis, 360 nucleotides. Its product is annotated as fragile histidine triad. Gene Ontology annotation, molecular function: catalytic activity. The transcript has 5 exons. The record is from RefSeq and is a predicted model, not a curated record. NCBI's taxonomy places the organism in Eukaryota, Fungi, Basidiomycota, Exobasidiomycetes, Entylomatales. The annotation marks the transcript as partial.